GAUACAAGGCUUCGUAUCAAGGCAUAACUAUGACGUCGUCACGUCACGUCACUCGUAGUAGUUAAGACGAUAAUAUGAUUAUUUCCCUGAGCCUGUGACAGAGAGUUAACGCGGAAUUUAGGCUUCGGAGAAAGUCAAGGUGUCAUGGGGUCAUGGAUGCUGGUGUGGAUUCUGUGCACCACAGUCACUCUGAUGCCUGUGUGUCUUCACGGAGCAAUAUCGGUCCACUUUAAGACCGGACGGCUUCUCUAUGUGGCUCUCGGCGAAACUCUUGUUUUGGAAGUCGUAUUCAAGAAGGACUCAGGUGACAAAAUAGACAUGGUGUCGUGGGACCGCAAGGGAGCAAAGGACAAUGUCAGACUGUCACAUGGAAACAGAAUAUCUUUGGAGAAUGGAGAUACACUUCUGCGGGUCACUGAUGUUGCAGAAGAGGACAUUGCGACCUACAAAGUCACCGUUACAGACAGUAACGGAUACCAGCAAGAAGUCUCCAUAGAAGUUAAAAACAUAGUUUCAGGGGAACCUCCAAAGGCGUCAAUUACACGUGUGCUGGAGUGUGUUGUGGAUAAUCAUGGCUUGGCCCAGUGGGACAGCCCUCAGUUUUCAUGGCUGGUUGAUGGUGUUAAAGUAACCAAUCAAUCCGCACUGUUAACAAACGGCAGUAGACUAGAUAUCUCUGGGGUUAAGGGUGUUAACUACACCUGCAUCAUCAAGAGCAGCCUGGGGACGCUCACAACGCAUUUUGAAAUGCCAACAGAAUCUGGGUGCUGUUGUGCUGGACUGAUUGCAGUUGGAGUAAUAACAGGAAUAGCACUUGUGGCCGGAUCAAUUUUCCUGAUGAAGUACAAAAAAACCUCUAAACAUGAAGCUGUCUCUACUAAGUCAACAUAGAAGAUUGUAUUAUAUUUAUUUACAUGUUAAUAUACCUGUAAACAUUUUAAAUAGAUAAUUUUGUGUUUAUUCUAUUGGAUAAAGUUAUUGCUUUAUGUCUUGUUCAUUGAUUCGUUCUGUCCAUUUGACCAAACUAUAAAAAUGUGAGCUGUUAAAAUGGAUCUUUAAGAUAUAAGCUAUAUUUACAAAAAAAUGAUAUGGAUAUCAUUGCUAUUUAUUUUCUCUCUACCUCAUUUGUUCUGUUUAA
Messenger RNA from Carassius auratus (goldfish), 1138 nucleotides. RefSeq lists its product as uncharacterized. The transcript has 6 exons. The record is from RefSeq and is a predicted model, not a curated record. NCBI's taxonomy places the organism in Eukaryota, Metazoa, Chordata, Actinopteri, Cypriniformes, Cyprinidae. The coding region runs from base 145 to 891 and encodes 248 amino acids.